This is a messenger RNA of Clonostachys byssicola, 489 nucleotides long. Lineage: Eukaryota; Fungi; Ascomycota; Sordariomycetes; Hypocreales; Bionectriaceae. The record is from the annotation of a GenBank genome assembly.
AUGCCGCUAUCAACAGAAGCUCUUGUAAUGAGCCUGGCUGGCUUCAUGUCCGGAUACUAUUUCAGCGGUGCCUUCGUGUUCAUGCCCGCCGUUCUUCGAGCACCACCUCCUCUCGUCGCCCAGCAGUGGAAACGCGCCUGGGACGUUGGCCGCAUCGUUGGCAAAGUCAUCGUCACCUCAUCCGCCGCGGGCUUCGCGUACCUUGCGUACACCGAGAAAGACAAUAUUGGAAGUCUCAGGUUCCAGCUUUUGACAGCGGCCGCCGGGAUUGUGGGCUCUAUAGUGCCGUUCACCGUCAUCACCUCGUAUCCUUUCAACGAGGCCAUCAACAGCCAGCUCUUCAAUAGCAAUGGCGCGUCCAAGAAGAGUGAUGACGCUCCUGCGACGGAUCUAAAGGCACUCGUCGCACAGUGGGGACAGACUGACUUCAAGCGCAGCCUGCUGGCUUUUCUAGGAACUGCGGUCGGACUUGCUGGAGUUCUUGCUUAA